UUUCUACUUACUUUCAAAUGCAAUACAAAACAAUUUGUAAUUUUUUCAUAAUUUUCUUAAUGUUUCGAGAAAUGUCCUAUGCAUCCUUAAAGGAGAAAAAAUAUGUACAUAGCUUUCUUAAUUUCUCUUUUCCGUUGCCUUCCUCAUAAUUUUUAUAAUUAUAAGAUUUACUAAAAGAUGGCAUGAAUACAAUGCAUGAACCAAUAUUAUUACGAAUGUUCGAUGUUGUCUCUAAUCGUCACGGCGAGAAAUUCUAGAAGCUACUCGCAAUUUUCGUGACACCUUGCGACGGUUUCUGUGAUCGUCUGCACUCUUCAAUUUUCAAUCUUUGGCUCGCGUCGAUUAGUGACCUAUCGACGUGAAUUCGUUCCACGGUGACAAUCACAUACGUUCAGGUGUUGUGUGCACGGCAUCGCGUUGCAACGACCAUCCGCCGCGCUAUAGGCGCGACUAUUUUCGCACCGUUGAAAAUAGGCGAGAUUGCCCGUCUGCGGAUCGCGAUUUCGCAUGCAGCGGCGUGGCCGCGAUCUCCGAUAUUGGAUUAGUCGAGAUCGUUUUUGCGAAAGCUGCACGUCUCGGAGCUCCGACAUAAGAUAUUAAACGUGGAAAAGUCGGUCUUCUCACGAUACGUUGUUUGCGCUCGUCGGUGCUCUCCGGUCGUUGCGCAAAUCUAGCCGCAUCGAAUUUUACCGAGCAAUUGUUCUCUUAGCAUGCUUUAUGUCGUAUUUAUGCGGUUUAGAAUAUAUACCGAAUAUGAAAUAAAGGAUUCGCGAAAAAUCUGGAAUUGUCGAUGAAUACAAGAGAUAUUCGAGACUACGAGAUGACUAUACAUUCCGCUGAGAAUCGCCUGUUAUCGCGGUGAAAUUCUAAUUCGGGGCUCUCAGUGGGAGAUUAAUUAGGAACGGUCGUAAGGCGUCUCGCGAGCUUAAUCAGGUGAAUCUGACUAUCCCCGCUUUGAGAAUCAGCUACUUUAAUCCAACCGAUCUCAUUAUCUGACAAUACUUGAUAAUUACGAAUCUUCAUCGCUGCAUUGUAGGAAACUGGAUUAAACUAUCAAUUAUAAUAACUGUUUUUUCGUCUGUAAUUUACAUUUUUUUAUCUGUUAGUUCAGUUAAUCGGCUCUACUUGUAUAAUUAUACGUUCGGCAAUUUAAUCUUUACUUCAAUCAAUGUAAGGUUGAAUAAUUGAAAGUUGUAAUCACUAGACUACACGUAGAAUUAUUGUCGGACCUGCUGGGAGCAGGUCUUAUCGUGAUGUCACCUAUGUCAAUACUGCACUUGAAGCAUCAAAAGAUUCGAGCGCGCACGGAGAUCCCUCUCGACCGAGAUUCGCGACUUAGGCAGCUAAUUGGCUGAGACGAUCAUUCUCGGUCUUCGUCGUCGGGAUUUCGCGGCUUCCCCCCUCCCCCCCCCCCUUCCGUUGCGAGACAGCGUCUCUCGCAGCCUGAGAAAGCGACUCCAAGUUGAAACCGAUUUCGCGUGGUCCGCGCGAUGGUCCCCGCGAAUUGUCUGGCCUGAUAACGAUCGGGAAUCACGUGCCAUGAAUUGUUUUCCCCACGUUUAGCGAACGCAGCGAAGAGGAAUAGCUAUACCGAGCUUGUCCGGCGACGGGAUAACGAAGUGCCGGCGCGCCACUAUCAAGGAUACCACGAGAUGAACAGUGGCAAUCGUGAAUUGCUGGACUUAGGACUUGAGCGAGAUCGUGGACGAGGCCCGUCUUGUUCUCGCAGCGAGUUUCCGUAUCGCCGUUGCGGCGGAAAGCCGCGUGAGCGCCCUUGCUGAAAGUCAUUCGGACUCCGCGAGUGAGUGUUGAUCGCAUCUUCUAUGAACAUGAGACACAAAGGCGGGAAGGGUAGUUAGUUCGGCGUAAAGCAGCGACCGGCGACGUCAUGUCCGCCGUCGACUCGCGGCGCAGAAUUUUCCGACUUGUGUGAGAGAGAGAGAGAGAGAGAAAGCCUAGAUUUUUCCGGCACCGGAGGAUCGCGCCGCGCCGUGCCGCGCCGUGCCGCGCUCCAGAGGAGGCGCCCGGCGCCAAUUCGGAGGCCGUUGGCCUUGACCGAGGCUGUCCCUCGGUCGCGGCCGAUCGAGGACCACGAAAACUGCCCGCCUAACCCGUGCUCAAUUAAUAGCGACAAUAGACUGUUCUCUUUCCUUUUCCUUCUCUCUCGAGAACUAUUAUCGAUAUAGCCAGCUGCCGACCGUUCUGUCUUCAGCGUCCAGAGUCCAAGAGAAGAGGAUCUGUUGCUCCCUAAGAUUUUAGAAGUCUGAGACCGGGAGAGAUUCCGUUCGAGAGAUCUCUCGCACUCGUGCAAGGCGCAGCGGAGCAAGUACGCCGUACCGGUGACGUUACCGUUGCUACGUCAGGAUAACGGUAAUCCGCGUACGAGCGGCGCAACGAGGAGAGUGAAGCGGAGAACCCGCGAGAGAGCAGUCUUCUUCGUCGUCGUGUUACGGAGAGCGCCUCGUUAGAAUUUAAAAGUGAAACUGUGACACGUUACCCGGCGCCUUCUUCUCCCGUUCUUUUUGCCGUCUACCAUCCGCCACGCGUCCUUUGCUUUUCUCUUUAGUUUAUCCGCUACGUUAUCAAGAGUCUCCUUCUUCCCCUCCCUCGCGUUUCUUCUCACCUGUAUGAUCGGAGCGAUCCUCGUUUCCCUCUCUGUGUCUUUCUCUCUUUCUCUCUCCUCUUUCUUCCGCGAUCCCGUGAAGUGAAGCCGCGCGCGAAAGGGGAAGAGAAGAGCGCGAGUGAAAGUGAAUCUCGUUAUGAAUUUAUAGAGUGAUCGGUCGCUCGUUAUAUUGUGAUCAUACGUUGGUGAAGCUUUUGGAUUAGAUCGGUAACGAUGAUCGGCGUGUGCGAAUUCGGUACCACCGGCAACAGCAACAGCAGCUGAAGCCGCCGACCGACCAGGCGUCGACCAGGCGGGACUUCCGCGAUCGAGGAUUUAGAGGGGUGAGAAGAGGAAGUGCUACCAGCUGGCGCUCACGUUGAUGGCCGAUCAUCGACGAACCAAAAAUGAAUUAUGACCCUUCCGAGCAGCCCGUGUGAGAUAGAAAACAUGAGCUUGUUUCAAGACCUCAAGUUGAAAAGGAGAAAGGUCGACUCCCGAUGUAGUAGCGACGACUCCCCGGUAUCCCUCGGAUCAGCAGGCUCGCCGCAGGGGAACCCGACGACGGACGCACCUUCACCCAUAAACUUUCCUGCUCCAGGGGAGAGCAUGGCCGACACCUCAACCCUGUCGCCGGAGACGAACAUGCCAGGCUCGCCGGGCUGCCAGAUCAGAGUGUCGAACGAGUACCUGCUGGGCAGUCCGAGUCCAGGGCCACCGCGAGGAGGCGACUCUCUUCGUGGUACUGGCAGCGGUGAUGGCGGAGGUGGAAGAGGAAGUGGUCAAGAAGGUCGCGACGCGGGGUGCUCGGAUCGCGCGUCGCCCGACUCGGUCUUCCCGGAUGCCGGUCCGAUGGUGAGCUUCAGGGUCGCCGAUGAGCAGCAACAGCAGCAUCAUCAGCAAUCGCAGCAGCAGCAGCAGCAGCAGCAGCAGCAGCAGCAGCACCAUCACCACCACCACCAACAGCAACAACAACAACGUUCUGCCACCCCCGUACCGAUCAAAUCGUCACCGUACUCGCCAGUCCAGGCGGUCUCAUCGACUCCAAUUGCCCACGAGGCCUCCUCGAGGAGUGACAGCCCUGAUCUGAAGGGCGACCUAUCGUCCGUCCAGACGAAGGAAGAAUCCGACAAUUCGGUCUUCGACGGAGGUGGAGGUGGUGGUGGAGGCGGUGGUGGUGGCGGUGGAGGCGGUCGUUCGGAGAUUUCUAAUCAACUUAGUCACCGGAACAGUCCGUCAUCUCAAUUCAACCUGAGCCAGAACGUCAGUCCCGGCACUGGACAGCACGGAUCCAUGCAACAGCAGCAGCAGCAGUCGCCACCGGCGCCGCCGAGGCCACGUGCGCCCUCGGUACCACCGCACUUGAUAGCGGCUCAUCAUCAAUUUUGGUCGCAGAACACUACCAGCGUACAAGGAUUCGCUACGCAGAGGCUACUCAACGGUGUCAUCAGCAGCGCCGUCGGCUACGGUGGGCAGAACGCCACGACCGUCUCCACUAGCUCUGGAGGAGGUACCAGCAGUUCCAGCGGUAUCAAUUCCAGUGUUAGUUGCGUCACUACCGGCGCUACUACCACGGCGACUUCAUGCGAAGGUAUGAAACCACCGGCGCAGAGAGCAGCGCCGGCACCACCGCGACCUCCGCCCACGGUAAUAAUGGGUGAGAUCGGCGGCGUCCGUACGAUGAUAUGGUCGGCGCCGCCGUUGGACCCGGUACCACCACCAGCGGCAUCCUGGUCGGCCACGGCGGCGGCCGCCGCCUCGUGCUCCUCGUCGGAGGAGUCGGCCGCUCAGCUGUUGCUAAACCUCGGCCAGGAGUCCAGGGGUAAACCACCCUCGUCCUCCUCCGCGGUCUCGUACUCGUCCGCCGCUGGACCACCGCUCAACAUGGAGAGGCUGUGGGCCGGCGAUCUGACGCAGCUGCCGGCAGCGCAACAGAUGCAGGCGCUAAAUCUCACGGCGUCCGGUUCCGCCGCGCAACCGUGGGUCAGCAACGGCGGUACCGUUGUCAAAACCGAGGCGGCCUCGCAAUCCAUAUCGGUGGCACCGCCUGCGCCCCCCUUGCCACCCCAGGAGCACGAGGAGGACGAAACGCCUAUGAUAUGCAUGAUUUGUGAGGACAAGGCGACCGGUUUGCAUUACGGUAUCAUCACGUGCGAAGGAUGCAAAGGCUUCUUCAAGAGGACUGUGCAAAACAGACGGGUGUACACAUGCGUGGCGGAGGGAGGCUGCGAAAUUACGAAGGCGCAGAGGAACAGGUGUCAGUAUUGCCGGUUCAAGAAGUGCAUCGAACAGGGUAUGGUUCUGCAGGCGGUUCGGGAAGACCGGAUGCCUGGAGGAAGAAAUUCUGGUGCAGUGUACAAUCUUUAUAAGGUGAAGUACAAGAAACACAAGAAGAGCAACAAAGCUAGCGGCGUCGGCGGCGGCAUGGGUAGCGGCAGUAACGUUGGUGGUGUAAACGGCUCGGGAACCCUCGGCGGUACCAAGGGUGCCAUGGGCACGACGAUACUGGACAAGCACAUGCUGCAGGCUGCAGCUGCCCAUCAUAGCCAGCAGCAGCAACAGCAGCACGCCCAACUGGCCGGUGGUUUUCUUCAUCAUCACAAAAUCUCAUCGGGCGAUCCACUCAACUCGCCGCCCACACCCAGCCACCCGAACCACCCUGCGCAUUCGGGCCACCUCGUCAACGGGACUAUCCUGAAGACGGCGCUCACCAAUCCCUCCGAAGUGGUGCAUUUACGGCAAAGGCUAGACAAUGCAGUAAGCAGUUCGAGGGAUCGAGUAUUUCCUCUGGACGCAACCUUAACCAUGAUUCAAACCCUUAUAGACUGCGACGAGUUCCAAGAUAUCGCCACAUUGAGGGUACCAUUCACGUUACAGAACUUGGACGAGCUGCUGGACCAUAAUUCAGACUUAAGUGACAAGCUGUGUCAGAUAGGAGACAGCAUAGUGUACAAGUUGGUGCAGUGGACCAAAAGGUUACCGUUUUACCUUGAGCUGCCGGUCGAAGUUCACACGAGGCUGCUCACCCACAAGUGGCAUGAGCUUCUUGUAUUGACCACAUCUGCCUAUCAAGCGAUGCAUGGUCAGCACAGGUUAACAAAUGUCACCACUGACGGGACGGGUGCAGAAUUUAUGCAAGAAGUAUCGAACAACAUGUAUACGUUGCAAAGGUGCCUAACCAGCAUGAUGGGUCGGCCGAUAACCAUGGACCAAUUGCGGCAAGAUGUAGGGCUCAUGGUGGAAAAAAUCACGUAUGUCACGCUAAUGUUCAGGCGGGUGAGGCUACGGAUGGAGGAAUACGUCUGUCUAAAAGUAAUCACUAUGCUCUCACAAGACCCUAAAUCACGAGGAAAUGAUUUGGAAUUAGAACAAAUACAAGAACGGUACAUGAGCUGUCUGCGAAGUUUUGUCGAGCACAGCGCUCCUCAGCAGCCGGGUCGAUUUCAUGAUCUUCUUGUCAGGUUGCCCGAAGUACAAUCAGCGGCGACUUUACUACUUGAGAGUAAAAUGUUCUACGUUCCUUUCCUAUUGAACUCAGCAAUUCAAAGAUAGUAAAUAAACAAAGUGACGAUAAACGAAGCUGAAUACCUAUAUACAUACUAUACAUACGUUAUAAAUAUAUACACAGUGAAAAAGUAAAAGAAACGAACAAACAGACACAACAAACGAAUAGAAAAACAGAAAGAAAAGAGUCCAAUGAGAGAGAAAGAAAGACGACUCAAGCCGAACGGGGAAAGGCUUUGUUUGCGUAUGUAUAAUAAAUAUAUAAAAGUAUAUAUAUAUACAUAUAAAUAAUAUAAAUAAUAUAAAUGUGUGUGUUCGUUGCGUUGUACAAACGAAGGAGGGCGGAGAGGAGGAAUCGAGGGAAAGAAACGAAUAGAACACAAGAGUGGACGAUAGAAAGUAACUAACGUCGGGACACCGAAAGAAGGAGGAUAGAAAGAGAGAAGGAGGAACGAUUUUAAAUAAAAUAUUAAAGAAAAGGUAUAUAUUUAAUAUAUAUUAUGUAUAUAAUAUAUAUAAAAUAUAUGCACAUAUAUAAAAGUUAGAGGAGCGAGAGAGAGAGCGAGAGAGGGAGAGAAAGAAAGCGCGCCACCUCGAGAGAUGGACAAUCAGUCGAGGUGGGAACUGAACUUUUUUAUCGAAACUAAAAGACUAUAAUAAUAUAUUUCUGUACGCAAACACGUACCGCGCAACUACGUCAUUGUGUGUUCACAUUGCAUAAUCCGAUCGAUAAAAUAAGACUCUCGUUACGUACCGCUCACCGUAGGCCACCUACUACUAUUACUACUACUACUAUUACUACUACUACUACUGCUACUAUUACCGCCACUUUCUACUACUACUGCUCUCGAAACUAAGGGAAAAAAAGAAGAAAAAAGAAGAUAUAAAACAGCAGCAGACACUACGAAACGACUGACUGAAGGAUCAAUAGUUCGGAUCGAUCGACUGACCGAUGAUCGACGACGGAUUUCUCAUCAUUCUGUAGCUCAAUAUGGUAACAUCAUAGCUACGAUUAAAUUUUAUCAACAUGCGUCCAUACACGCGCACGCGUAUUUGCGCAUGUGUAUACGGUGAUUAUGUUUUCUUAGAGAAAAUAAAGGAUGAACCUGAACAUUAUAGAACUUUAUUCCUACAUAUUUUCAAACCAAUUUGUGACUUACGACAGGAGUCUUACGAAUUUUCUUUAAUAUCAAAAUAAGAUGCUGUAUAAUUUUCUGAUACUCAUUUUAAAACUUAUCUGAAACAAGUUCGAAAUAAUGAGGAAUGAAAACGGAUCUAAUCUGAAUAAUUUUAAUUAAAAAAAUUAAACAAAUUAUACUGCAUGAAACUAAAUUUGUCGUUUCCGUAAAAAUUUGCUUAUUAGUACGAUAUUAGACAUUAGCACGUUAAUUAGAAAGUAAUAUUGGUGAAAUAAAAGACAAGAUAGAGUUUUGAAAAACAAUAUUUAAAGAACAUCUAUCUGAAAGGAUUGUCCUUUAUAAUAAAGGACAUGUAGUCACCGUAUCACAUGUAUCUUCUAAAUACCUGCCACAAAUCUUACUGCGACGUACCGAUGUGAUUUUCUCUUCACGGUUGCCGUUCGCCACCACAUACGAAACGUUACGACGUACGUAAAGAGUGUGAUAAUACCAUAAUACUAACUCUCUUCUCUCGCGCUACCACUGGUACCCGCACACUAUAUCAGCAGGGGUCCGUUACGAGUUCUCGGAAUAUUGAUCGCAUAACUCUAUCCGCCAUCAAGAGUAGAAAGGUGGAAAGUGCAAACUUUCACCUCGAAUCUGUCGAAUCGGUACAGAAUAACGAGAUUGUACGAGAUCCACGAGGAUGAGGAGCGAAAGGUGGCGAGAUACGCUGAUCGAUGUCCGGAUAUCACGAUCGCGAGACAAGGAGGAAGAAAACGAAACUACGUAAGAGCUUCAGUGUUUCACGUCCGUAUUUCACCAUUUGCAUUCGAACAUUAGUAUUUACUACGUAUGUACGUAUAUUUCACGACGGUCAACAUCGAGUCUUCGCCGUCAUCAUUUACAUCGUUAUCGUCGUCGUCGUCAUCGUCGUCGUCUUCGCCGCUGUCGCCGUCAUCAUUGCCGCAAUUCAACACUCCGCAAGCAACGGUCCAAGCGCGCAACACAAAAGACUCUUAUUCUAUUAUAGUAUUUUCAUUCAUUUAUGCCUUUGACGCGACUUUUUCCGCGCAAAAUACACACGCACCGAUCAUCAGUCCUAGGAUUUCUCGCUCGCGUCGCGCGUACCUCGGAUGAUUCUCGAGCUUCCAUUUAUAACUUUUCAAGACUUUUUGCACCAACUUUCUACUUAUUUAAAUGUAAGCAAUAUAGAGUGAUUUGCAUAAAGUUUGACUGAAACUUUUAAUUAAGACUCAUGAAAACAAAACCAAUAAAUUAACAAAAAAGUUGUUAUUAAUAAAUGAAGUUAUAAUUUUAAAAAAAGCGAAAAACAAAAAUUAUUAACUGAGUUAUACAAAUAUUUAUAAAGAUUCUAUAUAUUUAGCUAAUAUAUAAUCGUUAUAUAAAUAAAAUUUUUUAAUUAUUUGGUGGUUGAAUUCUAGUCGGUAUUACUUAGUAAUUCCUUUUGUUAUUAUUUACAGAGUUUUAGCAUAUGGAGUAUGUAGUUGCCUGCUUUAUGAAGUCAUAAGCAGAAUUAGCGUUGAAAAUGUUACAGACGUAAUAUGUAUAAUACUUUUGCAAAAAAUGAACGUUUGGUAUAAGAUAUUAUAAGAUAAAUAUAUUAAAUGUUUUGAUAAUUUUUUUAUAUGAGAUUUUAUAUUGCUUUUAUAUUCACUGAGUUUUCUAUUUUCACUUUUAAUAUAUGAAACAUCAUAUGGCAUUUUUCCAUCGCAUUUUUACCGCAAAUAUAUACAUUGUCAAAAUAUUUAAAAAAAAUGGAAAAUCGAAUUGCCCGUGGUAUGUGCGUCGUUUGUUUCUCGCGACUAAAGUACGAGAGCGGAAAGCUCUCUCAUGUUAUUCCUCGCUGAAGCGAUAUUUUCAUAGUAUUAUGACGAAAAGGAAAUAAGCGGAACGUGUAUAUAUAUAUAUACAUAUAUAUAUAUAAAUCUAUAUAUAUAUAUAAAAAAGACGAAACGCUGUAUUAGCAUUGGUGCCCAGUAUCGCGAGGGAGUUUCGUGAAAUUUUAUUCAAAGUUACUAUUUAAACAAUUAUACAUCAAUUGUAUAAACAAUCUCUUACAUUUUUUUUACCGAAUAAAAUAUAUACGUAUUAUCUAUACGCAAGUGUGCAUGUGUGUAUCCACAUGGACUGAUGGUGACAAUCGACCUCGCGAAACUGGGAUACCGCUCGCUCCUAGCUCAAUUAUUUGUGAGGAAAAACUGCAAAAAAGUAAAGAAAAUCAGCGAAAAUUGAUACCAGUCGAAAUGUUGUUCGUGUCUUGGAAGAUAUUGCUCCUUGUAUACGCAUGUAUUGUAUUAUUCCGCGCACGUUCUGCUGACGUGAUUGUUUCAUCUUGCCUCUCCAUAGAAGAUAUCGUAAACACAUGCAAAUCGCCUGAUAAGCUCGUGGCCAUGAGAACGAUCUGAGAGGUGCAGUCUUCGAUCUUUAAGAAGCUGCAUUUUAGCUAGCUUGCAAGUUUAACUGCAUUUCCUCCUUGAUUUUCUUACAAUCCUGCCCAAACCUCGCACAAAGAACACUCCUUAAAACUGAUAUUCUGGAUUGAUUAAUUUAAUUUUAAUUCUUCAGAUCUCUUCUUUAAAGAUUAAGCUUAAAAAAACAAAGUAACAAUUAAAGUAGUUAUAAAUAAGAGUGAAGAAAUUGGUCUUAAAUUGAGUUGAAUAAUUGAAAUUUUCAAUAUUUGAAAUAUUUUUUUUAUAAUAAAUCAAAAGUUCAAAAAUGUAUGUAGUUGAGACUUAUUGAUUAAAAUAUACAGUGUGACAAAUUUACUAUUAAAUCUUGAAAUUUUAACAUUGAUAACCUUAUAGAAAAAUAUUAUUAAACUCGCGAAAAGACUAUUGGAAAAUCAUUCGAAUGCACUGUUGGUUCCACUAGUUUUUUCCGCAAAUCCACUAGUAUUUUUCUUUAAGAAUACAUAUUUUUAUCAGCAAAAUCAAGUUAACAUGAAAAUAUAUAGUACUAUCAUAGGUAGUACUAUCAUAAAUUAUAAAACUAACAAUAUUAUAAUUUAUGUUUAUUUCCACUGACUAAACCAACUUUGUAAUUCUUGAUUUAUUGUGAUCAUUUUUAUGACGGAGGUUAAUUGUGAUAAUUAAUAUUACACCUUUUUCCUAUCUUCCUAUUCCUUCAGUCGGACCCGUGGCCGCGAGCCGCACGUUCCAGAAAUCAACACGAAUUAUAACACAGACCUUGGGCCUACUCGCCUAGGGAUACUUGUCCAUACUAUAAGACUUAACUAAACGAUGGGAUACUUCAUACAGUAAACAUUGUAUAUUAUUUGACGUUAAGGAACGUUAGGUGUAACGGUUCCUGUAUUCCCCGGACAUCAUCGUACGCGUGUCUCCGUAUUCAAUUGGAUAAUUGCGUGCGCAUAAUAAGAUUUGCUAAAAAGAAAAAGAAAAUUUAUCUUCCGAUAUUUUGCGACCAUCGAUGAACAGGACGGAAUACGUAUCUUGCUUAUGAUCGAUUGCUAUGUCGAUUAACUUCAUCCGGAUGAAGAAAUCGGGCAUUAUCGGGAUGAGCACAGCGCGCUGCUCUAAUCCAAUAUUUUAUCUUUCUUCGAAAGUGAAUCCGCAUAGAUUUUCAAUUUUAGUAACAGUAAUAAAAAGCUCUAGCAUUUUUAUAAAUGCGCUUACUUUUUGCAUUUUAAAGGAAAUUAUAUGUGCAUUCAGGUUUUGAAGAAAGAAAGAGGGAAAGAAAAGAAUAGGAAGACUGUUAGUAUAGAGUAUGAAAAAAUGCGACUGAAAAGAUCAAUAUGAUAUUCUAUAUUUUGUUAAUGAUAUUUAUUUUUAUCUUUAUUAUUAAUAAAUGUAUGAAAUAUUAAUAGCAGCAAAUUUAUGCAAGACUAUAUUUUUCGAUUAUCUGAAAUAUAUAUAACUAUACAUGAACUCGCUGCUAUAAUUGCUAUCAAUAUUUCUCGAUAAUUUAAGAUAUCAAUAUGUAUUGAUAACAAAGUAUAGGAUGACUUAAUAUUUUUUCUUUUCUAUCGGCCAUCGAGGUAGCAUUGUGCAAUAUGAAGAUAAAGAUAUACAUAUGAAGGCAAUAUGUUACUCGCUCUGUCUUUUGUCUUUUUUUCUAGCUAUUCUUCAGUUCUUAUUGUCUCCCCUCUUGUUAUCGUUAUCUCGUAAAGUCGUUACGUAUUUCCUGCCAAGAAAUUGUUCGUGCCGUAUCCUAUUUAUUGUUGUAUAUACGAGUGGCAAAGUAUCGUCGUCGAUCGCGAGAAAAUAUUUCGAGCUCCUAGUUUAAUCUUUUUUGUAAAUUUUAUAUAUAGAUAUAUAAUAUAUAUAAAUAUACAUGUAAUAUAAUAUUUAUUAUAUUAUAUAUAAUAGAUAUUAUAUUAAUAUAUAUUAAAUUAUAUAUAUUUAUAUAUAUAUUGUAUAUUUUUUACAGAGUUUCCAUGGAUUGGGGCGUUGUUCCUUUUAUUCUUGAAUCCUUUGAAUCAUAAAGAAUUCUAAAUACAUUUUUCUAGAUUUUUAAAUUAUCUCUUUAAUUCUGUUAUUUUAUAAUUUUUGACAAGUGAAAUUAUCACAUAGAAAUGAAAAAAAUAUAAUAAAUUUAAAGCUUAAUUUGAAUUAUUAAAACACUACAAUCAGAAAAUUUAGUCUUGAAAGUAUUAAUUAAAAUGAAAUACUCGCGGGUGAAAAAGUCUGAAAAACUGUCACACAGAUGAAAUAAAUAAAACAAUUUCAGAUAAUUUGUACUUAAAUUUAAAAUUUAAUAUAAUAUUCAGUUCAUUUAAUGUUCAUUAAGUUUGAAAGUGUUUAAUUAAAAUAAAAACGCUAAUCACGAGUGUAAAAGUCUGAAAAUGUAAUAAGAGAGAAUAUGAUUAAAAACUAUUUCUGUGAAAAGAUCAAAUUAGCCAAAGAUUCAGAGGAUAAAAGAAGCGACGACCGUUCCAGGAGAUAUGCUGUAUCUAUAUUUUAUAAAAGGAAAAAUGUGCAAAACGUAGAAUCGAUGUCUGGGAGUACAGCAACUGCUUACGGGAGAGCUAAAGCGUUGGAUCAGCAAGACUUAGGGCAUUAUACUACAAAGAGUAUUAUCAUGCCCAACCCUUUAAUAUUUAAGUGCGAGUGAGAGUCUAUUGAGCAAAAGAAAGAUAAGAAAAAAAAUCUAACGAAAAUGAAAAAAAAUAUGAGGAAAAAACGUGAAAAACCAGUGCGCGCCUCUCGUUUGUGGGUUCAACUUUGUGUACAUAUUGUACGAAAGAUUUAAUAAUAUAACUAUGUUGAAAGUACUAGUCCUGUCUUUGUAUAAUUCCGUGUUAAAUACUUGUGCUCGCGACAGCCGCAAGCGGCGCCGCGGCGAUGCUCCCAUGGAGAUCACAGGAAAGCGAACAGAAACGUGUGCGCGCAAAAGCUUUUGUCGUGUUAUUUGAUCCAUUUCCAUCACGCAUUUGUCGGCAGUAUAGAAUACAAACUUGACACGCGCAUUUUAGAUAGCGAACGUUUCCACGACGAGAAUGUGUGCAUUGUUAAACGUUAAAGUGUACACAACUUUGAAAUAGUGUGCUUCUUCGAAGGUCUUUCGAUUGAGUCUUUGAAUGACGAUUAACAAAUCUUUGGAAAAUAUUCAACUCUAAGUUAAAAGAAAGCUUUCGAUAUUCGUGAGUGAAACAUCUCUUUUUGAAAAUUUUUUGAAAAUUUAAUCUUAAGAAAUUAAUCCUUAAACAAUUAAUUUUACAAUUAAAAACGUCACGGAUUCUCUCUCACACCUGUCGCUGUUUAACGCGGAUCACGUCAAUUUUGGUGCUACACAAUCCUAGUGCCUUGUUGCAUUUAAUUAAUUUGCCGACGCUCAUGUUUACAACUAGCAUAAAUUUAAAUUUAUUCGACGGUUAUAUAUUUAAUAUAUAUAUUUUUUAAUUCUUUAUCCAAUUUUUUUUUAUUAAAAAUGUACAUGUUGCGCACGUAUCUUCUUUCGCUUUCCCUUGAUCGGAAUGAAGAAAUCGGCGCCCCUUGCUGCGAUUAGGUCGAAAUAGAGGCACAAGAAGAAAUGCAAAUGUUUAACCCAGAAACGACGGUAGGGAAGGGAAGCAAGAAAUGCCGGUUUGGCUAGAGAGAGACAGAGAGAAAGAAAGAGAGAGAGAAAGAGAGUGCGUAUGUGUGAAUGAGAGAAAAAGAGAAAGAGAGAGAUACUUUUUCAAUGAGUGAGUCAAAAGUUACCAUAUUUCUACCUACGUUUAGGAAGAAGUACGUUUUUAUUAUCUCGUUUAUCUUCGAUUAUAUUCCUUUUGUAAUUGAGAUUUCGGCGCCAUUGCGUGAAUCGCCGCUCUGCCGGAAACCGAUUAUCGCCCUUCGCGAGGUCGACGUCCAUUAUAUGAUAAAUUUUGAUAUACCUCGUGCGCCUCGCUGCAGAGACAUUUUUUUUUCUAUAGCGCAGCGAGAAGCACGUUGAUUAAAGUCAAUUAUUUAACGCACGUUAUGCGUUAUGUUCGUAAAAAUUGUUGAUGAAUUGUUAAUGUUCCGCCUUUACUUUUCGUAAACGAAAUGUCGUGCAAGUCUGUCUUCUUAGAACGAACACCUCGCAAUGUUUUAUAUAUAGAUUUAAUCGUAGACACGCAACACGAGUAAUUAAAAGACUGACAAAGAUCACUGAUGUCGAUGCAUUGAUAAUACUGUGUUAAAUCAAUUAAUUAUAAUAUCAAUCAACUUCGACAUGACUUUUUCUUUAAUUCGACAUCUUUGUUGGCUUUCUUGUCGAAUAAAAAGUUUUUACGCAUAUCAACAACGAAAGUCAGUCAUUGCAUUUAUUGCUGUUCAAGUUUCAUUACGAGAUUACGAUUUUUAACGUAACGCAAUAUAAUUUAGAAUAUAAUAUGAAUAAUACAAGUCGCAGUACAGUUCGUAAGGAUGGUCAAAAUUAUAGCGGACAUUUAAAUGCGUGCAUAUAAACGAAAAGGUGAACUUAUAAUUUUGCUGACGUAAGUACAUCAUUUAGCAUAAUUCAAUCGAUUCAAUCGAGGGUUUCAGUUUCGGGCAAAGCAAGCCGAAUUUCACGCAUGGCGCGUGAACCCCCCUGUAUUUUUAUGAAUAAAUAAGAUAU
Solenopsis invicta (red fire ant) is the source of this 14286-nucleotide messenger RNA. It is a transcript of the gene Hr4, whose product is annotated as hormone receptor 4. Bases 3017 to 6154 code for a protein of 1045 amino acids. Lineage: Eukaryota; Metazoa; Arthropoda; Insecta; Hymenoptera; Formicidae. Gene Ontology annotation, biological process: regulation of DNA-templated transcription. Gene Ontology annotation, molecular function: sequence-specific DNA binding; zinc ion binding; DNA-binding transcription factor activity. The record is from RefSeq and is a predicted model, not a curated record. The transcript has 12 exons.